CUAGCGCGAGUUCGGAACGAGAGGAUCCUAUUCCGAAGCAUCCCACACUUACUAGCCACAGCGAUGACUAACCCCUACUCCUUGGAUCUUCUUCCAUCUCGUCUGUCCAGCGGUGAACCCUUCAACUAUCGAAGCGCCGCAGGACCGCAAUCCUCCAAUUACCCCCCACAUUCCUUCUACGCUCCACCGCAAUAAUAACUUUCUCCGGCAUCCGCACCAUGUGCAACGUUCGUAUCAUCGACACCGGGCGCAACUCUGCCGCGGCACGACUGUAGCUGCAUCGCGUAACAGCGGACAUCUGGCCAGCGCUCCAACCGCCUUCGUCGACCGUAAAUCAUUCCUUGGUGGUGUGACAAGACAAUACUUCGAAAGCUUGUACAACAUCGCUUCGCGUUGUUCGAGGUCGGACGGGCGCAGGUUGUUCUACUGCACAAUGUUGAGAUGCGAUAGACGGGGGUUGUGACACAAUGGAAGGAGCGGAGCGUCUUCGUAACACUUGAGGUUCGGUGUACAAGUUACGCAAGUUCAAUCAGAACCGGAAUUCUGUGACACUACAAUAAUAACUCUGUGCAACGUCGUCCCAAGCGUAAAUGGGUAAAGGCUGCCUCAAGCUGCGCGGCUCAUCAACAGAUGAACUCUGCGAACCCGUUCGAACCUCAACCUACUUACGCCUCUACAAUGGCUAGUGAUAGCAGCAUCUCUUCGGUACCUUCCUCGACUCCACCCUCCUGCCCACCGAACACAGUUGCCAGUCGUCCUGGCAGCAGCGCUACAUCAGUUUCGUCCUCAUAUGACCACCGAAAACAAGCGGACGGAACGGCUGUGAUGCAAGCGCUCGCAGAUCCAGCGCUUGCGGAAUUGGUGGAUUUGAUGGAAAGAACAGCUGCGGCUUGUCAAAUGAAACGUGAUAAAAAUGGUACAUGCGGGUACGCAAGUCAAGUUUGUUUGCAGCAAGGAUUCGCUGACCCUAAUACGGUGGCAGUGGCAGAGUGCCGACUCGAAGUCGAGGGCCUGGCGAGUCGUUCGUCAGCUGAACGAUGAGACUUCGAACGGAGCCUAGGGGGGGAACACAUGCUGGCUGUACACAUCGCAAAUGUACUGAUUCGGACAAUGUUAUGGGCUU
Periconia digitata is the source of this 1123-nucleotide messenger RNA. The record is from the annotation of a GenBank genome assembly. Lineage: Eukaryota; Fungi; Ascomycota; Dothideomycetes; Pleosporales; Periconiaceae.